UAUCAAUAAAAAUACCCUCAAAUUCUCCGCCUAGUUUACUCCUCUCGUAUAAAUUUCACUCUUCCUUGUUUAAUUUAUUUCCAUUUUUGUUUUAAAUAAAUUUCAUUUUCUUUUUUACUUUCGCCGCUGCAAGUGCAAAUCCAAUGGCUGCCAUCUUCCAAGGAGUUGGGGCGGCUCCUGCGUUAUCAUCAUUACCCUCCAAUUCUUUCGAUUCCAAAAAUAUUCUUUUUUCUCCUCGUAGAUCCUUCUCCGUGAGGAAAGCGCCGAGCUUUGUGGUAGUCAGAUCUGAUGGAACCAUGAACUUGGAUUUGAAUCCUAAAGGUCGAAGGGCUCAACAAUUUAUUGCCAAUGCAGUUGCGACCAAAGAAGAUAGCUCCGCAGCGUCGUCAUCUUCGAAACCAGGGCAUGAGCUUUUACUUUUUGAAGCUCUACGAGAGGGAUUGGAAGAAGAAAUGGAGAGGGAUCCCCGUGUGUGUGUCAUGGGUGAAGAUGUGGGUCACUAUGGAGGUUCCUACAAAGUGACCAAAGGACUAGCUACGAAGUUUGGGGACCUUAGGGUUCUUGACACCCCUAUUGCGGAGAACUCUUUCACUGGCAUGGGAAUCGGAGCUGCUAUGACUGGCUUGAGACCCGUUGUUGAGGGUAUGAACAUGGGAUUUCUCCUCCUUGCUUUUAAUCAGAUCUCAAACAAUUGUGGUAUGCUUCAUUAUACGUCUGGUGGCCAGUUUACCAUACCGAUAGUUAUUCGUGGACCUGGUGGUGUUGGACGGCAACUUGGUGCAGAGCAUUCUCAACGCCUUGAGUCCUAUUUUCAGUCAGUACCUGGAAUUCAAAUGGUUGCAUGUUCAACCCCUUACAAUGCCAAGGGAUUAAUGAAGGCUGCUCUCAGAAGUGAGAACCCUGUUAUACUUUUUGAGCAUGUUUUGCUUUACAACCUCAAGGAGAGAAUCCCAGAUGAGGAUUAUAUCUGUAAUCUUGAGGAAGCUGAGAUGGUAAGGCCUGGAGAACAUGUCACUAUUCUAACCUAUUCAAGGAUGAGGUAUCAUGUGAUGCAGGCAGCAAAAACUUUGGUGAACAAGGGUUAUGAUCCUGAAGUAAUUGAUAUUAGGUCAUUGAAACCAUUUGAUCUUUACACCAUUGGUAACUCAGUUAAGAAGACACAUCGUGUUCUCAUUGUGGAGGAGUGCAUGCGGACAGGUGGUAUUGGUGCUAGCUUGACCGCUGCCAUCACUGAGAAUUUCCAUGAUUAUUUGGAUGCUCCAAUCAUCUGCUUAUCUUCACAGGAUGUGCCUACACCAUAUGCUGGAAGAUUGGAGGAAUGGACUGUAGUUCAGCCUGCGCAAAUUGUGACGGCGGUUGAGCAGCUCUGCCAGUAGUUGUGAUAGCAGUAAUAGUGAUUCCAUAGUUGAAGUUCUGUUAAUCUUGUCGUGUUUAGUAAGAAAGCAGUUCUUUUGCAACAUCGUUUUCGAUCUCUAAUUCCUGUUCCUUGGCAAUUUUGUCAGUUAAAACUUGCAAGUUUUCAUCAA
Gossypium raimondii (Peruvian cotton) is the source of this 1526-nucleotide messenger RNA. Its product is annotated as pyruvate dehydrogenase E1 component subunit beta-3, chloroplastic. The transcript has 4 exons. Lineage: Eukaryota; Viridiplantae; Streptophyta; Magnoliopsida; Malvales; Malvaceae. Gene Ontology annotation, molecular function: pyruvate dehydrogenase (acetyl-transferring) activity. The record is from RefSeq and is a predicted model, not a curated record. The coding region runs from base 144 to 1376 and encodes 410 amino acids. Gene Ontology annotation, biological process: pyruvate decarboxylation to acetyl-CoA.